AUGAUCUACCGAUUUGUGGCCGCGGUCGCCAUUCUGGCGGCGAACGCUCAUUGUCAGUAUUAUGAAUGGCCACAACAACAGCAGUACAAUCAAUUUAAUCAAGGAUAUCAGCAGUUUCAACAGCCACAACAAUUCCAGCAACCACAGCAAUAUCAACCACAACCAUUCGAGCAGCAAUUCCCCACUCAACAACCACAAUACCAACAACCACAACAAUAUCUACCACAACAACCAUCACAAUAUUUCCAACAACCACAACCACAACAGCAGCAGCCUGUGCAACAAUAUCAGCCACAACAACCCCAACAACCUUAUCAACAACAACCACCACCAGCUCCACCACCAAUUUAUUCUCAAACUGUGAUCAUUCCACAAGCCCCACCACCACCACCAGAGGCUUAUCAAGCACAACAAUAUGUCCCAUCGCAGCAAUCGCCAGUGAUGGUUCAGCCAGCCGAUAUUCCAAGAUAUCAUCAGAAGCCAUUGGCACCAAAGGUUCCUGAUGUUGCUUUUCAACAUGCGAAUACGGCUAGAAGUGUGCAACAAGUCGAUUUUGAUAACAAAUUGUUCCGAGAGCAACCAAAUUCUCUCGCACAGAAUCAGGAAAAGAUCACUCUGCUCGCCCAACCACCACCACCUCCGGCACCGCCAGCACAGACUCAGGCACCACUCAUUCGUGUUCCACCACCACCGGCUCGAUUCAUCCCCACCCUGAAAUCUCUGUACAAUGUGGAUCCACCGCGUCCAAAGAACCCAUCGUACAGACCAGAUGAGAUCAUCGUGGAUGGCCAUCGAUCGGCAUAUUUUGAGGAUACACAACGUACUAGACCUCAGGCAUCAAAGGCUCGUGUGCAGUCAGUAGGAGGAAAUGUUCACUCAAGUUCUGCUAACAUUCCACGUACAUCUCAACCAGCAGCCGUCGUAGCAUCACCACAACAACAAUCGUUCGUCAGACCAAAUGAGCAGCACCAGCAGCCACGUGUCGUCCGUCCACAACCACAGCAACCAUUGACGCGUCCUGCUCCAAUCAGACCACAGACUCGUCGUCCAGCUCCUCAGCCACAGCAAGCUACCCGCCCAAUUCCACGUCCAGCUGCUCCAAAGAGUCAUUUGGCUCCACAACCUGCUCCAGUUGUUGCUGCUUCUAAGCCAAGAUCAGCCAGUGAGAAGUUUCUGCAAUGCUGCAAAGGACGUAAAGUUCAUAAUUCUUGCGAAAGAAUCUGCAGUUUUGAUGUUCUCUCAAAGAAGACGUUGACUGGAAUGUUCCUUGGAACUGAUCCAUGCCCACAACACCAUGGACUUGAUCUGAUGCAAUGUGCUGCAGACAAUGACGAUCAUACUGAAUGUUGUAUCGAUAGAGAAGUCGAUAGAACAUCAGCAGGCAAGAAAUGCCUCGGAUUCUGUAAUAUGAAGCCAGGAAUCACCUUCCAGGCUGAUGUUUCUAUGCUCCCAUGCUGGUCGGUACUCAAUGAUAUCAAGCAAUGCUUCAAGGAGAACUUGGAGCGUCAACUAGCUGCUGCAAUCUAG
Molecule: messenger RNA, 1527 nt
Organism: Caenorhabditis briggsae
Lineage: Eukaryota; Metazoa; Nematoda; Chromadorea; Rhabditida; Rhabditidae
Exons: 9
Coding region: 1-1527 (508 amino acids)
Source: RefSeq, a predicted model, not a curated record